Messenger RNA from Perca fluviatilis (European perch), 5872 nucleotides. Its product is annotated as complement C3-like. The record is from RefSeq and is a predicted model, not a curated record. Gene Ontology annotation, cellular component: extracellular region. The coding region runs from base 63 to 5402 and encodes 1779 amino acids. The transcript is spliced from 44 exons. Gene Ontology annotation, molecular function: protein binding; endopeptidase inhibitor activity. Lineage: Eukaryota; Metazoa; Chordata; Actinopteri; Perciformes; Percidae.
GGUUACAGUAGUUGUCUGUCUCUGCUGUGGACAUAGGACACUGAGGCUCCCAGUCAGUCAACAUGGGACGGUGGAAGCUUCCCAACAUUUUAUUUCUCAUGUUUCUCUGCAGCUCCAAUGGACAGUUUAACCCUUCGAGGAGAAGACCCCCCUGGCAUGAGAGAUUUACACCAAUAGAACAUUACUGGGAUCUCCACGACCUACCAGACCCAAAGGUCACAGUUAUUAAUUCACCAAGGUUCACCUUGCUGGCUCCAGACCUGCUGAGGACAGACAGCCACGAGAACAUCUACCUACAGGCAUACGAUGUGUCCAACCCCGUCGUCGUCUCCAUCUCCAUCCUGGACUUCAGUAAAACCACUACCCUCCUCCAGGACUCGGUCACACUCAGUGUGGAAAAUGGAUUUCAUGCUCUCAAGUCUAUACAGCUUCCCUCCGAUCGUUUGAAUCGUGAAGAGAAAAGGAACAAGUUUGUGCAUCUGAAGGUGAUUUUUGGGGGCUACCACUCAGAGGAGAGGAUACUGAUGGUGUCCUUUCACUCUGGAUACAUCUUCAUCCAGACAGACAAACCCAUCUAUAAACCUGGAGAUACUGUUCGGUUCAGAGCCUUCGCAUCCUCACCGUCCUUUAAAGCCUUUGACACCACAGUCACCAUCGAUAUCCAGAAUCCAGAUGGCAUAGUGGUUAAACAGAUCCCCAGGGUCAGAGCUGCUGAUGGCGUCUACGCAGAGACUUUUCCGCUCUCUGACAUUGUUAACGAAGGGAAAUGGACAGUGACUGCAAAGCUUGACGACUGGCAGCAGAACACAUUCACCUCCCCGUUCGAGGUGAAGAAAUACGUGCUUCCUGCCUUCAAUGUUACCCUGACUCCCAGGAAGUCCUUCCUCAGCCUGGAUGACAGUGAACUGAUAGUAGACAUAUCGGCCAGGUACCUGUAUGGGGAGCCGGUCCAGGGGACGGCCUAUGUGGUGUUUGGAGUGAAGAUCAACCAAGAGAUGAGAAGGCUGCCUUCAGUGAAGCAGGUGUCGGAUCUGGAUGAAGGAGUGAUCCGUCUGAGCAUGGAGGAGAUCAAGAGAGCUUACCCCGAUGUUAGAUCUUUGGUGGGCAACUCUGUGUAUGUGAAGGCCUCUGUGCUCACCAAGUCAGGCAGUGAUCUGGUUGAAGCAGAGAAGACUGGAAUUAAAAUUGUGGAGUCUCUGUACGUCCUAUCCUUCAAAGACAUACCGAAGUACUUCAAGCCAGGCCUGCCCUUGGACUUUACAAUCCAGGUGAGCCACCAUGAUGGUUCCCCGGCCCGUAACGUUCCAGUCAAUGUGAAGCUGCAGGGCGUGUCCACGGUUAUCUCCACCAGUAACAGCAGGGUCACCAUCAACAUGCCCCGCGAUCAACAGCCACAAACCAUUACUGCUGAGACCACGCAGGCGGACCUGAGACCAGAUCAGCAGGCCAAGAAACAAAUCACCGUUCAGCCGUACGUCGCCUUUAACCGGGACCAACAGAACUACCUGUACAUCUCCACAGGGACCGCCACGGUGUCUGUAGAUGACACACUGUCCCUGAAGCUGAUAAUCGCUCCUGCAGACCCGACACACAGACAGUACAUUAAACACAUUACCUACCUGGUGCUGAAUAAAGGCAAAAUUAUUGUCGCCGAGCGUAUAGAUGUGACGGGGCAGCUGGAAACCAGCGUCGGAGUGACGGUCACCCCGGAGAUGAUGCCAUCGUUCCGUUUUGUGGCGUUCUACAGUAUUCCCUGGGCGGGGAUGGAGGAGGUGGUGCCAGACUCUAUCUGGGUAGAUGUGGCAGAUUCCUGUGUUGGAGGGCUGAAAGUCGGGCCGGUGGACGGCAUACGUCGAGAUUACACGCCUGGGAAGAGCUUUAGUUUUAAGAUCAGAGGCGAUCCGGGGGCAAAGGUCAGCCUGGUGGCUGUGGACAACGCUGUGUAUCUUCUCAACAGGGACAGACUUACACAGAGGAAGAUUUGGGGUACGGUGGAGCAGGGAGACAUCGGCUGCUCCCGAGGGGGUGGCAGAGAUGCCAAGGCGGUGUUCUCAGAAGCAGGGCUGCUCUACGCCUCCAGCGCCGGGUUUCAAACCACAACCAGACAAGCCCUGCAGUGUCCAGGCAGUGCCAGAAGGAGGCGCUCUGCUGAACAGUUGCAGCGUAAAGCCGAGCUGGAGAGUCAUUACAAGGAGAAGCUGCAGCGUCGCUGCUGUAUGGACGGCCUCAGGGGGAUCCCCAUGCCGUACUCCUGUACGCGACGCUCCCUCUACAUCACAGAGGGCUGGGAGUGCAUGAAAGCCUUCAGAUACUGCUGCGCCACUUACAGGGACCAAGAGUUUAACACCCAGAUUCCCACCACCCCACCACCCUUUACAACAACUCCCCCUACCACCUCCCCUCCACCCUUGCCCACUUUUUUCCAUCAUUUUGUUGAAAUGGAGAGGAGAGAAUGGAUACCCCUAUCACGGGAAAGUUUUCAUUUGGGCAGGGAACGUGGGUUGCCUGGACUGCCUGGAUCGCCUGGACUGCCUGUAAUGUCUGUAAUGUCUGGACAUGUUGGAUCUAAACUGCAAAUGACCUUUUCAAGUGCAGACAAUAUGAGAGAAAGAGAAGUGUUGCAAGUGGAAGCAAGGCAAGAGGAGGAGAAGGAAGAGGAGGAAGAAGAGGAGGAGUAUCUGGAUGCGUCUCAAGUGUAUCUGCGAUCCAAGUUCUACGAGUCUUGGCUGUGGACGGACGUAAACCUUCCCAGCCAGGCAGACAGAGACGGGUUAGCGUCUAAGAAUGUGGACAACCCCUUACCUGACAGCAUCACAGAGUGGGGAGUUCUGGCCAUCAGUGCAUCACCUCAUACAGGUUUCUGUGUCGCUGAACCUUACAAUUUCAGAGCAUGGAAGCGUUUCUUUGUGGACCUGAAGCUGCCGUAUUCAGUGGCGAGGAACGAGCAGCUCGAGAUUAAAGCUGUGGUCCAUAACUACGGCUACGAUGACCUGCAUGUGAGGGUGGUGCUGAUGAAGACAGAAGGCAUGUGCAGCAUUGCCUUUAAGGAGAGUCACACACAGGAAGUGACGGUGCCGGCCGGCUCUUCCGUUGCGGUGCCUUACACCAUCGUACCGCUGGUGGUGGGGAAACUUCCUCUGGAGGUGAUGGUGGUGGCCAGAGGCACAACGGCAGGAGACCGCAUCCAGAAACAGCUACGUGUGGUGCUGGAGGGAGUGCAGAAGGCUGAAGUUUGGAGUGCGGUGUUGAACCCAUCUGCUGAGGGAGGAACACAGACGGUUCGGGUGGGCAAGAUCGAACUGGAGUCAGUUGUGCCGAACUCUAGGCCAGAGACAUUUAUCAAUGUCAGAGGGAAUGUGUUGGCAGACAGCAUUGAUAACUCCAUCAGUGAGGACUCUCUAGCCUCCCUGAUUCAGAUGCCCGGCGGCUGUGUGGAGCAGAAUUUGGCAAGCAUCACGCUGCCGCUCAUCGCCACCCUCUACCUGGAUCGAACCAACAGCUGGGAGAGUGUAGGGGUGCAGCGCAGGGCUGAGGCUCUCCGGUACAUCAGGAGAGGCUACGAGAACCAGCUAGCAUACAGAAGGAGUGAUGGCUCUUACCCCCCCUACAGGAGGGAAGGCGCAAGUACAUGGAUCACGGCGUAUGUGGUGAAAGUUUUCUCCAUGGCUUACUCCAUCACUGGCAUCGACGAGCAGCAAGUGUGUGAACCUCUGCUCUACCUGGUGAACAACAAACACCAGCUUGUGAGAGGGAGCUUCAGAGAGGACAACCCAGUUUACACCACUACCAUGACUGGCGGUCUCCGUGGUGACGACCCCGAGACAACACUGACGGCCUUCGUCCUCAUAGCACUUGCUGAGGCCAAGCAGGCUAGGAUCCGCUGCGCUGGUCCAAGCGUAGAGGUAGCUGUUGGUAAGACGGCUGAAUACCUGAAGAGUGCGCUGUUGACGACGGGUAGGAGGCCGUACACUGUGGCCAUCGCCUCGUACGCGCUGGCUCUGCUGGGGAAUGCUUCGCCCUACAACCCGACACCAUCUUUACUCAGAGCUGCAGCUCCAGGUGGCAGCCACUGGCCCGACAGUCAGAACACCUUGUUCACCCUGGAAGCAACCGGCUACGCCUUGCUAGCUCUGGUGAAGUUGGGGCGCAUGGAGGAAGCUGCAGCGCCGUUUAAAUGGCUGAACGGCCAGCGGAGGAGAGGAGGAGGCUUCGGCUCCACUCAGUCCACCAUGGUGGUGCUCCAGGCGCUGUCCGAGUACCUGAUAAACAAACCUCCUGAGGACGUCUAUCUGGAUGUGGAUGUCAGGAUAACAGGGCGCAAAGAAAUCCGCUACCAUUUCAACCCUGUGAACGCCUACACUGCUCGCUCCUCCAGGUUGCCUGCUGAUCUUGAUUUGGAAGUGCAGGCUCAAGGGAAUGGACAGGGAAUACUGGAGGUUGUGACCCAUUACAACCAGCUCCCGGAGGUGGAUGAGAAGAUCUCCUGCAAGGACUUUGAGUUUAGCGUCGCUAUUGAAGAAUCCAGCGAAAAGCCUCCAGCAGAUGUGGAGAAAUCCUACCAGCUCACCAUCAAAGUGAGGGCUUUAGGACCCAGAGAUGUCCGGAUGGUGAUUCUGGAUAUAAAUCUGCCCACCGGCUUCACCCCAGAAAACUCCGACCUGGAGAUGUUGUCGAACUCAGUGGACCGUUACAUCAAUAACUUCCAGAUUGUUGAUAACCUGAGUGACCGAGGCUCUCUGAUCAUCCACCUGUUCAAGGUGUCUCACAAAGAGCCAGAGAUCCUGAUCUUUAGGCUUCAGCAGAGCUUCAAAGUCGGCCUCCUCCAGCCAUCCUCGGUUACUGUCUACGAGUAUUACAACCCAGAUCACCGCUGCAGUCGCACCUACACUCCCAGAGAGGACAAAGAGGCGCUCACUCAGAUCUGCCGGGACAACGUCUGCCGCUGCACGCAAGGUGACUGCUGCGUCUCCAAAACCGACAGUGAGAACUUCCUCAAUAAAGACAGAGAGGUGUUUGCCUGCAAGACUUUACACCACGUUUUCAAGGUGAAGGUGCUGAAUGUCAGCCAGAGUUACUAUGACAAAUAUGAGAUGGAGAUCACGCGAGUUAUCAAGCUGGGUGUGGAGGCAGGAGUCGAGGUGGGUCAGAAGAGGUUCUUCAUGUCUCACGGAGGCUGCAGGGAUGGAAUCAACCUGAAGCAGGGCUCUGAGUACCUCAUCAUCGGCCCCAAAGAGGACCAGUGGAACACUGAUAGUGACACCAACAGAUCCAUCUACAUGCUGGGAAAGGACACCUGGGUGGAACGCUGGCCUACGUCUGCAGAGUGCUCCAGCAUGCAAGCUAAAUGCAAGAGCCUGGAAGAUACUGCAGAUGAACUGUCUGUCAAUGCCUGCAGGGUGUAGAGGUGUCUGAGCCGCAACUGCACACCUUCAUGUGCAGUUGAAAGCCGGAGUAAUAAUUCCAUUACAACACAUUAUUUGUGUUUUCACUGUAGAAAAAAAGAACUGAAGUGGAGUUUGUUAUAGCAACCCAUAAGGUUUGUCUUAACUGUAAUGAUAUAAUAAUAAGAAUGAGAAAGAACUAUAGCACUAAUAAAAGAAAACUUAAUUGUUUUCUCAAGGGAAUCAUAUCUUUUAUAAAUGUUUUAACCCCCAGCAGAUAAAAGCCUCUACAAUUGAUUUUUAUGUGUGUAACAGCGUGUAACUCUCUGCAACCUGAACUUAACUGACCUGUUAACCUAAGUAUGAAACCUUGGUCAACCUUUUCAUUCAAAAAAAGAGUAUGUCUUUGUGAUGCACUUUGGUGCAAAAACUUGUUUGCUUUUAAGUGCCCUAUAAAUGAAAUAAACUUGAAAUGUAUGCAGGACAAUGAA